AUGAUGGCCAGCGCUGUGCAUCGUCAUUCCGUCGUCUCCUCGCGUCGAGGAGGCGCUCGUCUCGGUAGUCGCGCGCGCGCUCCUCGCGCGGCGAAGCGCGCGUCCGUCGCACGCGCGGCGUUCGAGGUCGGGGAGGGGCCGCGACUGCCGCGAUCGCCUCGCGAGCAAGCGAAGCAAGCCGCGGAGGCGGUCGCGCGCGCCGCCGCGAGCGGGAAGAAGUUCUUCUCGAUCGAGUUCUCGCUCCCGCUCAUCGGCGCGACGGACCUCGACGACUGGCCGGGGGGGGUCAGGCAGCAAUACCAAGCGGUCGCGCCCAUGGUGGGAGAGUUCCUGAAGAGGGUAGGCGGGGACGACAACGCGGACGUGAAACAGCAAGUCAUAGACGACUCGGACGCGGUCGUCGUGCUGAAGACCCCCGCGGCGAAGGCGAUGGUGUUCCUCACCGCGGAGACGCUCCCAGAGCUGAAGAAGCUCGCCGCGGCGGAGGAGAAGACGGGCGGAACUCUCGCGAUCGUGAACUCGCAGAUCAUGAACGGCGAAGGGAGCAACUUGAUCUCAGACCUCGGCAUCGGACCGUGGAAGAAGAAAAACGAGGACUUCCUCGCGACGUUCGAGCAAGCGUACUGGAUCUCUGAGCAGCGGAUACAAGGCGAGACGAUUCGUCUGCUGAAGAGUUAUCCGUACCCGUGGUCGCUGUACGUCCUGACGGACAUGAACGCGAACGACACGGAGCCGAAGUUCAUUCAGACGUUCGACGAGAAGCCGUCGUACAAGGAGUUGGAGGCGAUUCUCAUGAAGCGCGAGGGUUCCGUCGCGGCGAUGAGCAUCAUCGACAGGGUGAAACGCGAGGCGACGUUCAACGCGACGUCGGUGAGUCAAAAACCGAACAACCAGUCGAUGGACGAAGGGGACUUUUGAUCGCACGCUCGUCGUGUUGUAAUGCUAGCUUCUAUUACUUAUCACUCACCGCC
Molecule: messenger RNA, 971 nt
Organism: Micromonas pusilla CCMP1545
Lineage: Eukaryota; Viridiplantae; Chlorophyta; Mamiellophyceae; Mamiellales; Mamiellaceae
Exons: 2
Coding region: 1-918 (305 amino acids)
Source: RefSeq, a predicted model, not a curated record